Messenger RNA from Odocoileus virginianus texanus, 5543 nucleotides. NCBI's taxonomy places the organism in Eukaryota, Metazoa, Chordata, Mammalia, Artiodactyla, Cervidae. The record is from RefSeq and is a predicted model, not a curated record.
GCCAGGCUUCAGUCCACGGGGUUGGCACAGAAGAGUCAGACAUGACUUAGCAGCUUAACAACAACAACAACAAUUAAGUGCCAAGGACAUAAGUUUCUGGAGUUUCAAGUGCACGUCAUUUGGUAAAGUCACCUGGCAGGUUAAUCGGUGAGUGGCUGAGAGGCAGGAUCAGGUGGGCCUGAGGGCAGGCAGAGCAGCCCCUCAACCCCUCCCACUGACGCUCAGAGCACCGCUUAACCUCGCCAGGUGUGACUCAAGAGUCGGCUGCACUUGGGCCCGGAUGCAGGUGGCGCCGGAAGAGGCGGGGCAGCAGGCUUGAAAUUGAAAUUGGGGUGGGCCCUGCUGGCGGGGGCGGUGAGGUGCAUCCCUCAAGGCAGCCAGGCCGGUCCUCUCUCCAGUCCCGCCUCUGCUUGGUGACUGCUUUGGGGGCGCAGGGCUGUGUCCUAGGGAGGGAUAACUCUUUCGGAAAGGAGGUCUGCACCUCUAACCCCGCAGAAAUUGGUGUUCAGACACCGUGGGGCUGGAGGAGAGGGACCCGAGGGCACAGAACUGUGGGCGCAUCACACACAGAUCUUCCUAAUCCCAGAGGAGGAAAGACAGAAGGUGAGCUGUGUGGGCCAAGUCCAGAGGGCCAAGACCAGAGACAGGAGGGUGGAGUCACAGUGUAAGGGUGUGUGUGUGGGUGGGUGUGUGGACUAGCAGUUUGUGGGUGUGGGUGUGUGUGUGGUAGCAAUUUAAGGGUAGGUGUGUGUGUGUGUGUGUGUGUGUUAAAGUCUAGGGCACAUUUGGGCUCCUCACUGUGCUAUGGGGAUGCCUCGUAGGUAAGAACUCAGGACACACCCGACUAAUACAAGCAAGCGCUUUGACCAUAGUGCCUUGUGAAUGCAUGUGAGGAAAAGAAUCACAAUCAACAAUCUUCUUAAACUCCCACGAGUAUCUUCCUAGGUCCCCCAUCUUUUAUUACAGGACACUCCUCUGACUAAUUUGGCGGCAGUCCCUUUCAUUGGUGUGGUGUAAGCAUCAGGUGAUGCUUACAGUAAAAAAAAAAAAAAAAAAAAAUUCCCAGGCAACAGUGCAGAGAUGUCUAACAUAACUGUCUUUAAGGGUCUCCCCCUUCAGGGCCAUCGGAUUCAGGACAGCAAUGACUGGCAGGGCCAGAGUUCACGCCCGAGGCAGACGGCGGGACACACCACCCUUGGAGCCGGCUCCGCCGGAGGCGGCGAGGGGGCCCCCAACGCCUCGAGUGCCCGGAACCGAGCCUCCACUGAGCUUCGCUGACUUAGUGAAACGAGGCACAGCGGCUCAGCAACCUCGUCAGAUCCAGCCUAGACUCCAGUCACUGACGGGUGUUAGACACGUGGCUGGGGCUGGGCCACCAGCAGGAGCAGAAGCGACGCCUCAGCCUUCAGAGGAACUUCCACCGCCAUCUGGAUCACAGGGAUCCUUGCUGAGGAAGACGAGGGAUGUUGGUAGAGAUUAUCAAGACUUUGUGGUAAAUACUCGGCAGAAUUUGGUCCACGUUAGAGAGUCGACAAAAGGCACGCAAGGUAGCCCGGUAAUGCUACUUUCGAAUCAUGUCCGGCUCAAGUCUUGCUCUCAGAAGCAUUUAUACAAGUACAAAGUCAUCUACACACCAGACAUAGAGGAUGGAAGCAAACGGGAAGCUUUACUCUCUGAACUUGAAAAGUUCCUGGGAAAUCGUUGUAUAUACGAUGGAAAAUCUCUGCUGUUGCCUCACUCGCUGGGGGAAACGAAAAAGGAAGUGGUCAGCAAGUUGAAAAAUGAACCUGUGACGAUAACCUUCGAGCUCUCCAGAGAACUCCAGACCACUUCUCCAGACUGCCUCCGCUAUUACAACAUUCUCUUUAGAAAAAUGUUGGAAAAGAUGGAUUUGAACCAAAUUGGUCGCAACUAUUACAAUAAAAAUAAGAAGACUGAGUUCAAUGAGUAUAGGUUGGAAAUAUGGCCUGGCUAUGUUACUUCUAUUCUUCCAUAUGAAAUCGGUCUUACUCUCUGUGCUGAUGUGAGCCAUAAACUGCUCCGAAUGGAAACUGCUUAUGAUUUAAUAUCACACACUCGUGAAAAAGCCAGAGGAGAAGAUGCCAAAGAGAAAAUUCUUAGAGAAUUAGUUGGGUCAUCUGUUCUUACAAAGUAUAACAACAGAACCUAUAGAGUGGAUGAUAUUAUUUGGGAGAUGUCUCCCAGCUCCACAUUUACCAAGUCAGAUGGCAGUGAAAUCUCCUUUGUAGACUACUACAAAGAGCGGUAUGGUACAGUGGUCACUACCUUAAAUCAGCCACUUUUGAUCACCAAAGGCAAAUGGAAAAAGAGCCGGCAGGACACAUCUCAUCAGCCUAUCAUGCUGGUUCCUGAGCUGUGCCACCUGACAGGCUUAACGGAUGACAUGCGUAAAGACUACAGAAUGAUGAGAGACUUGUCUGCCCACACGAGGAUGGAUCCAGAUAGAAGGCAGCAUAAACUGCUAACAUUUAUGGAUGCUUUAAGAAAAAAUAAUACUGUGCAGAAGGAGCUUCGAGACUGGAAUUUGGAACUCGAAGCGGGGUUUUUGUCCUUUUCUGGAAGAACCUUGCAAGAUGUAAGAAUUCACCAAGGAAGAAGGAUGUUUGACAACCAUAAAGCAGACUGGUCAAAAAACACAAGGGAGGUACCAUUACUUAGAGCAAUGUCACUGGAUCAUUGGCUAAUAGUCUAUACUAAGGGAAAUUAUGGAACAGCCCUGAACUUGCAGCAGAAUCUACAGAAAGUGACACCCAAAAUGGGCAUAACUGUUAGAAAUGCAAAACUGCUCGAAGCAGCUGAUACAGUCCAAUCUUACAUAAGAACCUUGGAAAAACACGCUUCACAAAAAACACAGAUGGUCCUUUGCCUGCUGCCCACCGACAACAAGGAAAUUUACGAUGGCAUAAAAAGAUAUCUGUGCAUCAAUUACCCAAUUCCAAGCCAGUGCGUGUUGAAACGGACCUUGGACAGACCUAAGACGCCAGUGACCAUAGCUACAAAAAUUGCUCUGCAGAUGAACUGCAAGCUGGGAGGUGCCCUCUGGAAGGUGGACAUAGGACUGCAGAAUGCAAUGUUCAUCGGUAUCGAUUGUUUCCAUGAUAUUGAACAUCGACGGAAGUCAGUUGCGGGAUUUGUAGCAAGCAUCGAUCCAGACCUGACACGGUCAUUCCAAGACUCUGAAGUGAACGAAAAUGCAUGUCCUGAAAGCCACCAUAUUGACAGAAGAAUCCAGAAGUUGUCAGAAAUAGUAGCCCACUUUGUUCUAAAAGUUAUGGUUCAAUUUAUAUGUGUUUCUGACUUCCUUUCAGCUGCCCUGAAGCUCUGGUAUGAACAAAAUUCAUCUCUGCCACAUUCUAUCAUUGUGUAUCGAGAUGGAGUGGGAGACGGGCAGCUUCAAGCGCUGAUAGAUCAAGAAGUGAAACAGAUGGAGUCCUACUUAGAGAAGGCUUACAGAGGACAAAAGGUCAGACUAACUUUCAUCGUGGUGAAGAAACGAAUAAAUACCAGAUUUUUUAUUGGAAAGGAUGGAGGGAGACUUAACAAUCCAUCUCCAGGAACAGUUAUUGACCUAAAGGUGACUAGGACAGAAUGGUACGAUUUUUUCAUUGUGAGUCAGUCUGUGCGGGAAGGGACCGGCACUGUCACUCCCACUCAUUAUAACGUCAUCCACGACACGCUUUACUUGAGCCCGGAUGCAAUACAGGGUCUCACUUACAAACUCUGCCACAUGUAUUACAAUUUUUCAGGUAUCAUCCGAGUUCCUGCUCCUUGCCAUUAUGCCCAUAAGCUGGCUUACUUGGUGGGCCAGAGUCUUCAUCAACAACCACAUGAAUCUCUGUCAAAAUACCUCUUUUACCUUUAACCUACAGAAGAAAGCACAAUGGGAUGCUGAAAAACAUAAUUUGUACAUUUAUCUUCUCAUUUUGCAUCUGUACAUCUGAAAUAUUUUUUCCAGAUGCAUGAUCAGAAUUUAAAACCAUUCUUGACAUGGAUGAGAUUCAGAGAUUUUAAGCUAUUUUCAACACAACCACUAACUUAAACAUGAGGCUUUUCUUCUCCAGGUGGGAGAACUGACAAUGAAGGUUUUGACUCACAAUUUAACCUCUCAAAUGUGUUACAAAGACUUUAUGAUUCAAUGUGCCUGAAUCCUCUGCUCCAAGUAAAGCUGCUAUAACUGUAAAGGUUGGGAAUUAGUCACAUGGAGAAUAUGUCUAUGAACAAGUAAAUUCUACUUGGAAAAAUCAUACCUACUUUGUUUUUGAAACAACCUUUUCCUUGAGGACAGCGAAUAUUUAUCAGUGGCAAAAUUAAAUGGGAAUUUGUGUUUAAUAUUUUAUAAGGAAGAAAUAACCUACAUGUGAAAUAGCUUAUCCUUUGUACACAAGUAAUAAUCAAUUUUUUUCUGGUGGAGCUGUAGUAAGGAUUUGAAAGUUGGCAGCUCAGGAACAUAAUAUUUUGUCAUUUUUCCACAAAGAAGGUAAAAAAGGGCUUUGUUAGCAUUUGUUUAAUUAAUUCUCUUGUGCAUGUUCUAAAUGUGACAUAUUGUGAUAGCUGUACCAUCAUCAGAAGAUAAGCUGUUUAAAGUUGUCACGUUUUUCCUGAAAGCAGACAUUUUUUUCUCUCUCCACUUAAACCUACCUUUAAAUAUACUUAAGAGACAGCAUGUGAAACUUUUAUUUUCCUAUACUCCUAAAUGGAGUGGUUUUUUUUUUUUUUGAGGUGGGGUGGUUAGGGAGAAUAGACAGGCUUUGAAUAUAUCCAAAAUGAUAUGCUUAAAAAUAAUUGCUUUGAUUAUAGGUUAACCAUUUAGGUUUGAACCUGUCUUAUAAGAAAAUGAAAACAAGUUAUUUAAAUAUACUGCAGUCCAGGUAAUGUCCUACCUAGCUAUAUAUGGUCUCCAUGAUUAAACAUAUUCUCUUCUAAAGCUAGAAUUUGAUUUAUGAUAAUACAUGUAUGGUAGCAGGUUUCGAGAGAUCUACAGAAAUCACUUGGAAGGAACAAAUUCAAAGUAGUAAGAACUUUAUGAAUGUUUUCUAUAAAUGCAAUACAAAUGUCAUUUAUUUGUAACACUAAUUUCUAGACUUAUAAAGUUAAAAUUCAAUAAAGGUAUUCAUGUUAAAAAUCAUUGAAUUCAGUCUUAUUAUUAAAAAUAUAUGCUGGUCUUAGGCUUCUUAAUCUACUUAUUAGAAAAAAAAUUGUUGCUUUUCUAAGACUGAUAGAAAUAUUGUGACCAGGACACUAUCUGAUUUCAUUAGCCUACUAGUCCUUUAUAAAAUCAGAUGAAGGAAACUGGGUAUCAAAUAUUUCUAGGGGAAAGCUGUAUUAUUCCAAAGGCUUAGUAGAUAAACUUUCUCCAGUAUAUCACAGUACUACCUAAGUUUCAUGUUGCUGAGUAGGUGUUGGGCAGACCAAUUUAAGGUCUUUUAGGAAUGAAUUUGGUUUAAGUAACAGUGUGUGUGUGUGUUUGUGCACGUGCACACGUGUGUGUGCUUAGCUGUGUUCAACUCUUUGAGACCCAUGGA